UCCCCCCCGUGGGGGCGGGGCUUGGCCUCAGCUGCGGCGCGUGGUUCCGGAAGCCGCGCGAAGCCCGAGGCCCCCGGUUCGUGGCUGCCAUGGCCGAGCGUUAAACCGAGACCGGGCACUGUAACAACGGCGACUAUCUCCUUGCGGAGGCCCCUGGUGCAGAGCGCAGUGAGCAGUGCACCACCCCGUGCGAGCCCCCCCCCCCCGCCCCACCUGGACGAGCUCGCUGAUCUUGUGGAGGUCGUCGUCGCUGCCGCCGCCCCCCUUCUUCUUCUUCUGCGGAGACGUUGCCUCCUGGAGCACCAACAUCCGCUCGGUAUGACCGCCCCUCAGCCCAGGCCGCACGAGCGGAAGGUGGCGCCGUCCGCCGGCGACGACGAGGAGGAGGACCCGGUGGACGCGAUGAUCGCGCGCACCGGCUGCGCCGCGUCGCACUACGCCGUGCAGGAGUGCAUGGCGGCCACGCGCGACUGGCGCCGCUGCCAGCCGCAGGUCGCCGCGCUGCGCGACUGCAUGCGCGAGCACCAGCGCCGUGCCGCACCGGAGACCCCGCGGCCGUGAGCGGCGUGGCGGGGGGGGGAGUCUCACCAGCUGGAGGAUCUGCGUGGCGCAGAGGUGAACCUUCCAGCCCUGCGCCUUGUUGGUGACGCCCGCCUGGCUCGACAGCUCCUGCAGGCUCGGCUUCUUCUCCUCUGUGGCAUGCGGGGGACACACGCAGGGACACACGGGCGGAGGAGACGCAUGUGAACACGUGUACGUGGUGGUUGUGCCGGACGCCUGUGCCCAAGGGGUGAGUGCGUGGCGCCGUACAGAAUAAACCCUGCACCGUGUGCAUGCUUAUUCG
Molecule: messenger RNA, 844 nt
Organism: Lethenteron reissneri (Far Eastern brook lamprey)
Lineage: Eukaryota; Metazoa; Chordata; Hyperoartia; Petromyzontiformes; Petromyzontidae
Product: cytochrome c oxidase assembly factor 4 homolog, mitochondrial
Biological process (GO): mitochondrial respiratory chain complex IV assembly
Cellular component (GO): mitochondrial intermembrane space
Source: RefSeq, a predicted model, not a curated record